Molecule: messenger RNA, 796 nt
Organism: Arachis ipaensis
Lineage: Eukaryota; Viridiplantae; Streptophyta; Magnoliopsida; Fabales; Fabaceae
Source: RefSeq, a predicted model, not a curated record
AAUGCCAGUGGCUGGAGAAGUUAGUCAGCCUCCUCGUGGGCAUAGGAAAGUGAUUGUGAAGAAGAGGAAAUCUGACGUGGUGGACUUGUCUGAAGAAUCUAGUGAAAAGGAUAGAGGUAUAUCUUUGGAAGAAAUUCAAGCCUUUAUGGUUAAUCAGAAAAAGCUUCAUGAAAUGUCCGAGCAGAGCAAAGGUUUGUCAGUGUGGGGAAAAGAGUAUCCUUAUAUGGCUGUAGCGGGCGAGUUUUGUCAGUCCUCGGCUGAUGUAUCUUUGGCUAACGAGGUUGGUGAAAUUGCUAUUGGGCAAUAUAUGCAGGUGGUUGGUUUGCGGCUGGCCAGUUUAGGGCGUAGCCAAGAGUUGAAACAUAAGAAAGUGACAGUUGAAAAAGAGGAGUGUUUGUUGUUGAAAGAAGAAUUGGCUGAAAAUAAAGUUACUGUGGUGGAGUUACGUACUAAAUUGGCUGAAUCUGAGAAGCAGUUGAAAGAAACAAAGGAUAAUUAUGCUAAGGAUAUUGAGGAUUUAAAGAAAAAAGAAGCUGAUUUGGCGAGUAUGAAAUCUCGACUGAUUGAAGUUACUGCUCAACUAAAAGAGAUGGAGAAGAAAAAAGGGGAUGAGAUAUUGGAUUCCUUUGUUGAGGGUUUUGAAAGAGCGUCUCUACAGGUUAAGUUCUUGGCUCCUGAAGUUGAUCUGUCUGAAAUGGAUCCGGGGAAGAUCGUCCGAGAUGGGAAGAUGGUUGAAGAUGAUGGUGUUGCCGAGGAUGGGGCUGAUAAUGUUUAGUGUUUUCUGAAAACUAUGUGU